UUGUAGGUGGACGGCGGAGUGUCUGCCGGAGGAGGCGGGGUUGUAGGCUGCUUGACACGAACAACCUGCCAGCGAGCCUCAACUCAGAACCACAAAUACGUUAAAUAACCAGAGAGAGUUUAAUAAAUAGUUCGGGUUGUCAGCUGUGUGUGCGGUCGGUUCAGUUUGGCCAUUUUAGCGUCUUAACCCCGCUCGCCCGUGCUGACUCGACUCAGCGUGUGUAACCAACCACCGGGAGAGAGUCGACGGAUCCUCCAGCGUCCCUCUCCUCCUCUCCUCUCCGUGUUUCAGGGUGAGGUGACCGCGGAGGACCGCAGUGAACGGGGGGUUUUGCUGCAGCAGAUCCGUGGAGAGGAACCUCUUUGCCUUCCACUGCAGGUGCAAAACAAUGGAGGUGAAAGUCGAACAACAGGACGAAGACAUCACUUUCAGCAACACAGACACUAAUGGUAAACGCCCAGCCGAGGACAUGGAUGAGGAGCAGGCCUUCAAACGUUCCCGCAACACGGAUGAGAUGGUUGAGCUGCGUGUGCUGCUUCAGAGCAAAAAUGCUGGUGCAGUUAUUGGAAAGGGUGGCAAGAACAUAAAAGCCUUACGCACAGAUUACAAUGCCAGUGUAUCAGUCCCAGACAGCAGUGGCCCAGAGCGGAUCCUGAGCGUGAAUGCCAGCAUCGACACUAUCGGAGAGAUUCUGCUCAAAAUCAUACCCACUCUCGAGGAGUACCAACAUUACAGCGGGAUUGAUUUUGACUGUGAGCUUCGGCUGUUAAUCCAUCAGAGCCUGGCAGGGGGCAUCAUCGGGGUGAAAGGUGCCAAAAUAAAGGAGCUGAGAGAGAACACCCAGACCACCAUCAAGUUGUUCCAGGAGUGCUGUCCACACUCCACCGACAGAGUGGUUUUAGUGGGAGGGAAACCAGAGCGUGUCAUUGAAUGUAUAAAAGUUAUCCUGGAGCUGGUGUCAGAGGCACCGAUCAAAGGUCGCGCCCAGCCUUACGACCCCAACUUCUACGACGAGACGUACGACUACGGCGGAUUCACCAUGUUAUUUGAGGAGAGGGGCAGACGACCCAUGGGCGGCUUCCCCAUCCGUGUGCGCGGGGGUUUCGAGCGCAUGCCUCCCGUUCGUGGUAAUCGGCCCCCGCCUCCUUCCAGAAGGGACUACGAUGACAUGAGCCCACGUCGGGGGCCACCGCCUCCGCUAAGCAGAGGACGAGGGGGAAGCCGUGCUCGUAACCUGCCUCUCCCCCCGCCACCGCCGCCAAGAGGAGGAGGAGACAGGUUUUCACAUGGCAGCUAUCAUGGAAGCAUGGACGACAGACCAAGUGACAGAAGAGGCAGAGGAGACCGUUACGACAGCAUGAGUGGAGGCGGAUAUGACAACAAUUCUUCCUGGGAGCACUUUCAGCCUGGCGGUAGAGGGUCAUACAGCGAUAUCGGAGGCCCAGUUAUCACAACGCAAGUCACCAUCCCAAAAGAUCUGGCUGGCUCCAUCAUCGGUAAGGGCGGCCAGAGGAUCAAGCAGAUCCGCCAUGAGUCCGGGGCAUCCAUCAAGAUUGAUGAACCACUAGAGGGCUCUGAGGACCGCAUCAUCACCAUCACAGGGACACAGGACCAGAUCCAGAACGCCCAGUACUUGCUGCAGAACAGUGUGAGGCAGUACUCUGGGCGGUUCUUCUAGGAAGGAUGAAGUGAAAUGAAGAAGAAGAAGGGUGAAGCCAUGCUGCCAUACUGUUUGCUCCUUCUAUUCAGAGCCCACAUUCCUCUGCUUUGGGUAGAUGCGCCUGAUCCCCUCACCGUCACAAACAGAGUUUUUAUUUGGAGAGGAGAAAAAUCUUAAGCUGUCAAACAGCAAACAAUGAGUCAACAACAUGUUUUGUGCUGGUGUAAUUAUUAUUUUUUUUGGAUUCUUGUGCUGUUACUGGAUUAAAUCCAUCUGUGUGAUAACUUUUGGUGUUGUGAGCCAUCGCUGGCCCUUAUCUCCUUCAUUUCAGUGCAGCAUGCAGAAUGUAAUCGUUUUGUUCAGAACAAUAUGUUUGUUUUUUUUCUCGAAUUCUUUAAGCAUACUCUCCAAAUGAAGUUGCAUGGUUUAAUUUUAAGACAAUCUGCAACACUCUUUUCCACUGUAAAAUGAAGUGCUUUUUGUACGGCUUUUUGUUUUUUUGUUUUUGUUUUUUCUCAUGGGCUUUAAUGGAGUAAAGAAAUUGGGACAUAGAGGUAUUCAACUUUGGCCUGAGAAAAUAUCACAACCAUUGGCUGAUUACAAAGAUAUAGUCUAGAAUAAAACUUCUUAUCAGACUUGGUUGAUUGUGGGGAAAAACUGCCGUUACCAUGGAGAUAUUGCAUUUCUUUAGCCUUAACCUGGUUGUAAACCCGGUUGUAAAGCGGCUAACCCUUGUAAUAAGUCUAUUUUUGUGAAACUGUGCAACAGGUAUUCGAUUAACCUAAUUAGAACUGGAGACCGGUCUAAAACAUAUUUAAAUAACGACCACUUCACAAUAAAUAUAUAUGGUUUCAAAACGCAGCAGGGUUAUAGCUAACGUUAACAUAAAAAAAAAAAAAACGGGGAACAAUCUUCAACAUGUAUGAGCAACUUAAAAAAACCUCCAACAUAGAUACAUUAUAUCACAUUUGUUGAUUCUGUGCCGAAAAAUAAAGAUAAAAUGUACUUUUGUUAAGUCUUUAAAAUGCAGGUAUGGGUUGUUUACGCUUGCUUACGCUUUGUGGCGUCUCUUCUGGUUGCCUGGCAACUGCUCAGCAAGCAUCACCGCAUAAAACGGCUAAUUGUUUUAUUUUAUUUUAUUUUAUUUUUGGGCAUUUAAAACACGAAAUCUGUUUAAUAUUUAAUUACACUUACUACACUUUGUUGCCGUUCAGUAGUGUUCUGGCUAAUAAUUUCCACCUCCUUUGAGUGUUUGUGCUAAGCUAACCGCUAUCUGUUAUCUAGGUUUAUCCGUUUGGCCAAUUCUCGACCAGAAGGCGAAUAAACCUAUUUCCCAAAAUGUCUGGCUUUAAGUUGGGAUAAAUGUACCAGUUUGGUAUGAAAAAAAAGAAGAAAAAAAAGAAGAAAACAUUGUUAUCGUUCAUUGAAACACAACGAAUUGUAUAAAGUGUGUGCGUGUACAUAUACUGUAUAUUUACAUGAAAACAGUAAUUUCAUGAGUGCUUUCGAUUGGCCCCGGCUACUUGACACUUUCUUGGAAGGAGAUGGUGCCAAAAACAAAACAGGUUUGGUAAUCUUUUGUUUCCUCUCGAUUCAUUUACCACCACUCAGUCACGGGGAUGGACUCGCCUCAGUGCAAACUUAUUAUCAGAUCUGUUGGAUUCAUUUUUUUUUCUUGCAAUUUGACGGUGCAUACGUCUUUUCAAUGUAUUUCGAAACUUGCAGUUUUGUGAGUCCAUGAGUGGUGUUUUUCCGUGUCUUGGUAAUCUGUAGUACCUGCAGGUGUUUAGUAAAUAAAUAAUAAUAAUAAAAAAAA
This is a messenger RNA of Mugil cephalus (flathead mullet), 3476 nucleotides long. RefSeq names its product heterogeneous nuclear ribonucleoprotein K, like (gene hnrpkl). The record is from RefSeq and is a predicted model, not a curated record. The coding region runs from base 389 to 1678 and encodes 429 amino acids. Lineage: Eukaryota; Metazoa; Chordata; Actinopteri; Mugiliformes; Mugilidae. Gene Ontology annotation, molecular function: mRNA binding. Gene Ontology annotation, biological process: regulation of mRNA splicing, via spliceosome; regulation of transcription by RNA polymerase II. Gene Ontology annotation, cellular component: cytoplasm; nucleus. The transcript is spliced from 16 exons.